Messenger RNA from Gilbertella persicaria, 1863 nucleotides. RefSeq lists its product as uncharacterized. Lineage: Eukaryota; Fungi; Mucoromycota; Mucoromycetes; Mucorales; Choanephoraceae. The record is from RefSeq and is a predicted model, not a curated record. Gene Ontology annotation, cellular component: transcription factor TFIIH core complex; transcription factor TFIIH holo complex. The transcript has 7 exons. Gene Ontology annotation, biological process: nucleotide-excision repair; transcription by RNA polymerase II; transcription by RNA polymerase I. Bases 31 to 1821 code for a protein of 596 amino acids.
UUUUUAUCUUCUUUUUUUUAUCUUUUCACCAUGUGGGAACCGAAUGAACAAUUACUUUUACGUGCUGCUGUUCGCUAUAAAAAGCAUGAAGGUACUUUAUAUGUCACACCACGUCGCGUUGCUUGGCAGCAACAAGGUUCUUCACAAUUGAUGCCAUCCAUCUAUUACAAUGACAUUGCAAGUCUUGCGCAGACACCAGAGACAUCCGCCAAGGUCUUGCUCAAGAUAUCUGCUAAACCACCUGCAUCCAAAGACUAUACAUUUCAAUUCACAUCAGCGAAAAACCUGCAGGAAAGAGAGGCUAUUAAGGCACAAGUAGCAGAGUUAUUGGCGCGCAUACGUGGUCUUCAAUCCGUAGGCACACCAGCCCCAUUUACACCUACAUCCACGCUUGCUUCACCUGCACCGUCUACACCACAGUCAGCCAUAGCUUCACCUGCCCCUGUGCUUCCGCCUUCUCAACCACCUGCUAAACAUGCUAUCCAAACUCAAUCUUCACCGAGUACACCCACAAGUCAUGGAGGAGGAGGAGGAGGAGGAGCAGCCAGUCCCAAGUCAUGGCGACAAGAAGAAUUCAACGAUCGAAGACAGUUAUUGACUUCCAGUCGAGAACUACAGACACUACACAAAGAGCUUGUGGUGGUGGGCAAGAGUGUGGAUGAAGAAGAGUUUUGGUCGAGUCCUUAUGUGAAGCGUAUUCGACAGAAAUUGAAAAAAGACGCUAUUUCAAGAGAAGGAAAACAAAAGGGUAAAUCCUCCAGAAUGGUUGAAUUGAAGCCUGGUCAACAAGAAGGCUCUGAUGUCAAAUAUACCUUAACCAGCCAAAUCAUUCACAACAUUUUCACUGAAUUUCCUUCUGUCAAAAGAGCGUAUGAUGCCAAUGUGCCUGAUAAAAUGACAGAGCAAGCAUUUUGGAAACGAUUCUUGGCUUCUGAAUUCUUUCAUCGGUCAAGAACAGGCGCCCGAUCUCAUUUAGCUACGUAUGAUGAUAUCUUUGAUCGUUGUUUACAAGAAGAGGAUGAUGAAAACUCAAAACCACCUCCUAUGACACGUAUGGACAAGAUUCGAUUUGAUAUCGAUUUAUCGCGUACAGAAGAAGACCAUAUAGAAAGUGGUAAUGCGCCUGAUUUUACCAUGAAGCCUGGUAGAGAAGCACAAUCCUUGCCUUUGAUUCGUCGAUUCAAUCGACAUUCUUCGCGUGUGUUGGAGACACCACCUUCGAAAAUACAACGGGAUAAUACUCAAAUUGAACAGCAAGUGGUUAUUAAAGACCUGUUGGAUGAACCACCACCAGAAAAGAUCGUAUUGGACAUUCAGGACACAAGGCGUUAUUUUGAAAGUCAAGCAGGUGAAUUAGAUGAAAUGAAGCUGAAUGAACAAGACACAAAGCAGUUAUUGACAGGCAUGAAACGGAAAUUUGAAGGAUGGCAGCCUGAUAUGGCAAGACAAGUCAUCAAGCCUCGUUCAGCAGACAAAGUGUGUAUGGAACUGACGCAUGUCAUCAAGAGAAAAGUACGCCAUGAUGAAAAGUCUGUCCAAGAUGUCAAAUUAGCACCUCAAUUACAACAAAAGAUACAGAGUUUUCACUCAGCUACCAACGAAAUACUACGUCAUUUUUGGUCUUCUUUUGAACCUUACAAAGCAGAAAAGAACUCUAGGAUGAUUGAAGGACUGAAAAAGCAACAAGAGAAACUAAAAGAACUCUUGACCCUUGUGUCAAAUCAUGAAGGAGAUGCUGAAAGAUGUAGAAGGACGUUAAUGCCAGUCCUUCAAGCAAUGGAUAGAGCAUUUGAACAAUCAAAGAAACGCGGUAAAAAAUAAGCCUUUUUGUAAAUAAACAAAAAUCCCUAUGCUGAAUUUAAA